UCCGCAAGAUGCUCCUAGAAUCUGACGGUCUGCGCUGCAAAGAAUUCGUCAUAUACAAUGCUGAGCCGCCAACACCGCAGGAGAAAUUGGAUGAACACCUCAGCAAUAGCGGAUAUGCUACAUUGAAAGAUCGAGAGGAGAGAAGUGAAGGCAGUAAGGACAACACUCCUAGUUCUGGACGAAUCCUGACAAUUCUGGAGCGCAGCUUGAAAGUUACUGGCGACGAAGUAAAUUCGACCACUGGGGAAUUGAAGAUGCGCAUUUCUCUUCUCUUCGAAUGGAAAACCGGUGAGAAGGAUUAUUUGAGAGUUGACAAUAUUUUCUUCAUUUUUUAAAGGUCAUGGUCAGCUUGAUGUGUUGCAAAUGCCAGAAGAUGUCGAGAAUCUGACGGAAAGUAUUCUUGGAGAAUCUCCGGAUAUGACCUCAUUGAAUACAAGUCUACCGAACAUUACUUCAACAGACAAAGGGACCGCCAACACCGCCAAAAUUCCUCUGC
Molecule: messenger RNA, 496 nt
Organism: Meloidogyne enterolobii
Lineage: Eukaryota; Metazoa; Nematoda; Chromadorea; Rhabditida; Meloidogynidae
Source: the annotation of a GenBank genome assembly